Syngnathus acus (greater pipefish) is the source of this 2826-nucleotide messenger RNA. RefSeq lists its product as uncharacterized. Gene Ontology annotation, molecular function: chemorepellent activity; semaphorin receptor binding. Gene Ontology annotation, biological process: positive regulation of cell migration; negative regulation of axon extension involved in axon guidance; negative chemotaxis. The record is from RefSeq and is a predicted model, not a curated record. Lineage: Eukaryota; Metazoa; Chordata; Actinopteri; Syngnathiformes; Syngnathidae.
UAAAGAUGACGUACAAGGGCAGUCAACAUUCAUUGCAAUGCCGAGCUUCCACGACACACCACACACACACGGUGCACAAUUCCACCAGACGGGCAGACAACAAGGUGAAGCAUUUAGAAGGAGAUGUGAGGAGCUUACAGAGGCGUCAAGUCCUCACGUGUCCUCACUCGACCAGCUGAGGAGGCGGUCAGAUGAAUAUUUACAUUGCUUUAUGAAAAUCAGGAGAAAGUCCCAUCAGAAAAUUUGAUAUUGUGGCAAAGUGUCAUUUGGUCUCAUGAAAAAACCGUCUCGCUUCCACUUUGACAAACCCGAGAACUACAUCAGCAUGUAUCACCAGGAAGGCAGCGACAUGCUCUACGUGGGCGGCCAAGCCAUCAUCUACGUGCUCACCUUUAGCAACCGAGGCGUACGCGACGUGCAGAUCCCGGCACCGUCGGACCAGACCGCCAUCGACACCUGCAAGGCCAAGGCGGCGCCUCUUGAGCUGGAGUGCGACAACUUCAUCACGGUCAUUGAGAAAGUCGACGACACCUUCAUCGUGUGCGGGACAAUGCCCGGCAGUCCCCGCUGCUGGAUGCUGGUUAACGACACAGUGCUGACCGACAUCCAGGGCGUGGGGCCCAUCGGGUCGCCCGCCGACAUCUCCCCGCCGUACCCUUCGCAGAAGUCCAUCACCCUGCCCGCAGAUGGGAGCCUGUAUUCGGCCAUGUCGGCGGUGGGCGGUCACGUCGGCUCCAUACGUCGGACCUUUGGGCCCCAGAAGCUCCUGAAGACGGAAAAUGUUUGGUUGCUGAGUAAGUUUGCCGGAGCCGCCAUCAUCCCGUCUUCCUCAUACAAGGAGGAGAAUCUAUUUUUCUUCAGCGAGAUCAACAAGACCGUCCCGAGUGGACUAGGAGCCUUACCGGCCCGCAUCGGACGUAUCUGCACGGUGGACGAGGGCGUCAAACACCUGCUGGCCGACUCGUGGACCACCUUCAUGAAGGCGCGGGUCAUGUGCGGUGCCGGAGACACUCAGCAGCAGUACACAGCAUGAGCAGCGGGUGUUCUGGACCGCACAGACAAGCGGGCCGGCGUAAUGUACGGCCUCUUUUCCAACGCCUGGUGAGGGCAGAACCGGAUCUGCGCCUUCAUAGAAGACAUCGACCAGGCCUUCUCCACGUCCAAGCUGAAAGGCUACAGCAACUCCUUCAUUGGAAAUCGACCCGGCAUGUGCAUUCGAAAGAAUUCCUCGGCAGCCAGCCAGAAUGACCUGAAAAACCUGGGCGUGAUCCGAUAUCACCCGGAAAUCGAAGACGUGAUCCGGCCGGUGGGCGUGGCCCCGCUGGACCUGCCGACGGACGACCAAAUCACGCACACCGUCGCCGACAUCGCCCUGGCCGUCAACGAUGAGCACUACAGUGUUCUUUACCUUGGAACAGAACAAGGAAAGGUCCUCAAAGUUCUUCAUAGCAGCGAAGGGGUGUUUAUCAUCUCCCAGUACUCCAUGUUCCGCAACGAGGGGCCUGUCCUCAACAUGGCCAUCAACCCCCAAAAGGGUCACUUGUACGUCGCCACGGCGAUGGAGGUCCAGCGACUGCCGCUGGCCGACUGCGGUCGCUAUGGCGACACGUGCCGCGAAUGCAUCCUCUCCCGGGAUCCGUAUUGCGGCUGGGACAAGGCCAGGAGGAGGUGCAUUGCCAUCCCGCCGGGAUAUAACGUCACGUCUGGGUCGCUGAUUCAGAAUCUGGACCAAUCCAAUUCGUCGGUUUGCGGGGAGGCUGCUGCCCUCAAGCUGCGUCGCACCUCCCCCAAAGAAGUGUUGGUGCCUUCCAACACCUCCAUCUUCCUGCCCUGCCCGGUGCGUUCCUUCCACGCCACCUACCGCUGGGAGAAGGACAACUGCGUCAAGAACUACCCCUGCCUCUUCUCCGGCGACUUCUGCGUCCUGGGGCCGGCGCUGGACACGCCCCUGAGGGACGGCGUCUUCCGUUGCAUGGCCACCGAGGACGGCUUCAAGGUGGAGGUCAUCUCGUUCAAGGUGGUCAACCACGGCCGGCUGCUGGCCAAGACCGUCGGGCCGUCGCUGCUGCUGGCCGUGGCCGCCGUUUGGCUUCAUUAACCGUGGCUAGCGCUAACCACGUAUCCUGAAUGACUCCCAGUAACAGGAUAUACGGGAGGUUUGGCUCACAAAACAUCACGCAUGGUAGUUUUGUUUCAUUUGGAUGAUGAGAAGGUCCUUUGGGGAAAAUGUAUCUUUGUAAGGAAUCCUUGGACCGAAAAAGUCGGGGAACCCCAUUUGGUCACAUUAGAAUCAGUACCCAAAACUCCAACAUGGAAUUUGUCUUCCAUCUUCAAACGAUACUUAAUCCAGGGUCACCAUUUGUGACAUCAUCUAAAAUUCAGCUUUUUGCUAAUGACUUGCAGAUUUUAAUCGCUAUGUGGUCCCACCUACAUUUAGUACCAGCGCCGAUGAUGACUCUUUGUGAACCAUCCCUCUCGCACUAACUAAACAUAUCCGACGGGUUGAAAAACAAAAACAUCGAUGCCAGCCGAUUCUUUAAUGAUGGUUUCUUUGGAUAUUUUGACUUAGAUUGUGCUUCUUUGUGGAUAUGUGAAGCUUUACGACUGCUCUUAUAUCAGACAUCUUGCAUCACAUCUCAUUGGUAGUUUUCAAGAAAAAAAGAUUUUUAAAGCCUUAAUACUUCUGGGACAUCAACUCCUAAGCACAAUUUUGCAGUCUGUGCAAAUAGAGUGCGAUCGCUGGGACUCGGGCAACAUCGCUGGGAGGAAGAGUCAUCUAUUUUUUGGACAGGAAGUCACGAGGAUGAGCGAGAGCUCGUUGCCGAC